Molecule: messenger RNA, 2205 nt
Organism: Anopheles bellator
Lineage: Eukaryota; Metazoa; Arthropoda; Insecta; Diptera; Culicidae
Gene: Ggamma30A
Product: guanine nucleotide-binding protein subunit gamma-e
Exons: 4
Coding region: 148-366 (72 amino acids)
Biological process (GO): phospholipase C-activating G protein-coupled receptor signaling pathway; sensory perception of taste
Cellular component (GO): heterotrimeric G-protein complex
Molecular function (GO): G-protein beta-subunit binding
Source: RefSeq, a predicted model, not a curated record
AACACACCUGGGGCUGAUAAAGUGCUGCCAGUGGACACCGGGAACAGUCACUAAACGGUGCCCGACGCGAACGGUUCCCUCCCCGAAGGGCUUCCACAGUAUCGGACCAGAAACUGCCCACGGAAGUGUAAGUUAAGCUGCACCACCAUGGAUCCCAGUAUUCUAGCAACCAUGGACCGUGACGCACUGAAAAAGCAGAUCGAAAACAUGAAGUACCAGGCCUCGAUGGAGCGAUGGCCGUUGUCGAAGAGUAUCGCAGCCAUGCGAGAGUACGUGGAGGAGAACGAAAAGAACGAUCCACUGAUUCACGCACCGGACAAGAAGAACAAUCCGUGGGCCGAAAAGGGCAAAUGUGUCAUCAUAUAAAACCGCGGACCGUUCGAUUCACCAGUUAGCUAUGCUGCCUCGUAACAUCAACGCAAGACAGAUCGUUGAGGCCACCGGUGUUCGAAAAGGACUCGCUCGGUCCGUUACGAUCCUGCAGUCCCCGGCAGCGUACCGAGAAACGAGUGAAUGAGGCAGUCGGAAUGAGUGAGAGAGUGACAGGGUUAGAGUGGCAAGCGGAAUACGCGAGGGUAUGGAGCAGAGCACAGAUCCAUGGCCAUGUUUCUUGUCACGCGGAGAUGGAUGAAAAUGAACCAAACGGAAAAAAAACAGAGUGAAGUUGGUUUCAACCCGAUCCCUCGGCGCCCUCGAACCCAAGUCCCCGAGAUCGAACUUCACCUAUACGAACACACAAUCAAACACACACAGACACAUCUGCACACAACUAUUUUGCAUUUCGCAAACACACGAAAAGCGCAACAGCAGCAGCCAUAGCGGCGUCACCCAUCCCAGCCACGGACCAUAAGACCUUCCGGGCGUCGAAAGGUAUCAGCGAGCGUGUUCAACAAGUUUUGCCCAUCCCCCCCAUGGCCCACGUGGCAGUGCGGAGCGGUGGUGGCCAGGAGGAAAAGCGUAAAGUAAAACAAGGAUCUAGUCAUAGUUUUCGGCAGCGUGCAGAACUCGAACGAGCCCGAGCUCCGGGAGCGGUGGAUAAGUUAACAGGCAGCAGAAGUUUUCUCUUUUAGUUCGUUCCGUUCCCGAACAUAAGAAGAAUGCCGUGUUGAUGGCGAUGAUGAUGAUGAUGUAGCCAGUGUCAAGAGUUCUCGACGAAGGCGACGGAAGUAUGCUCCUGUCAGCCGGCUAUCACUCAGUGGGCAGAUCGGGAGCACCUUCAUCAUCCAUGGUAGCCUGUUUCAUGUAAUUGAUCACUUCUUUUUCGGUUCAUCGCGGGUGCCGUUUCCGGUUCGGUAAACAACUUGAAACGACCUCCAGUGUGCUUGUUUGGCUCCGCACUUCGGGAAUAGUUUAACAAUUGUUUUUCUCACACAAAGCAUUAUACGGGGCCAUGAGUUUUGAUCUCCACGUUUUCUUUUUCCACCAACUUCGUCAAACGUCAAACAAUCACACAAGCUAGCACCGGUCCACCUCGGUCAAGGGGUCAAGCGAUUCAGGGAACAUCCUAAUCAAGUGUCACCAACACCUAUCGCAAUCGCACGGGGAGUGUUUCGGUAUGUUGUUUCGAUGUCAUUCUACUUGUAGCUAAAAUCAGUAAAAAAAGGCGACCCGCCAGCAGCAGUCGCUGUAGCAGCGGCGGAAUCGUUUUUAGCGACGCCAGUUUAAAUUCCAUGAUGAUAGUAACCAUUUAAAAGUAAAUUAUUAAUACAUUAAACGACCACUAAUCGUCGAACAAAACACAAACACACACAUACAACACGGAAUGCCGCGUUGGAAAGUACAGAAUAAAGAAAGCUGGAAAACCACAACCAAAUCGCUCACACUUUCGUUCGCUUUCGCAAGGUCCACCAAAGAGGUGUGUUUUAAAAAGAAACACAGUUACACUUCACACAUUUUGGUUCCAGCAUUUAAGGUUUCUCUCCGUAUGCGAGUUCCAUUUUUUUCUUGUCCACUGUGCAGUUGUGGACUUUUAAUUUUUCACUCAUAUCCGCGACAGCACUUUUGCUUGGCCCCAUUCUGGACCUCUAAUACUAACUAUGACCAAAAAGUACCAGCGGCACCACUCGUUACGGUGCGUUUCCAUUACGUCGUAUAGCAGCGAGCGAUAGGAUGUUAGCCUGCUCCACAUUACAUCAAUCAUUGAUAACUUUCAUGAACUUGUAACGAAACUACUUUAAAAAAUACUAAUUAAAAUAGAUACAUUUU